Ctenopharyngodon idella (grass carp) is the source of this 3305-nucleotide messenger RNA. RefSeq names its product glycoprotein M6Bb (gene gpm6bb). Gene Ontology annotation, molecular function: structural constituent of myelin sheath. Gene Ontology annotation, cellular component: myelin sheath; plasma membrane. The record is from RefSeq and is a predicted model, not a curated record. The transcript has 7 exons. NCBI's taxonomy places the organism in Eukaryota, Metazoa, Chordata, Actinopteri, Cypriniformes, Xenocyprididae. Gene Ontology annotation, biological process: axon development; central nervous system myelination. The coding region runs from base 115 to 897 and encodes 260 amino acids.
AUGUGAAGAAGAGAUAUUCGAGAAAGGCAGAGGAAGAGAGCGAGAGAAACAGACAGAAAACCAAGGAAUAGAACCAGCAAAGUUUGAGGAAGGAUUGUUUUGUGGAUUUCAGCCAUGGAAACUCCGUAUGACGACGCUGAAGAUGAACGGCAGGAGAAAAGAGGUUGUUUUGAAUGCUGUAUUAAAUGUCUGGGAGGCGUGCCGUACGCGUCUCUGGUGGCCACCAUCCUGUGCUUCUCUGGUGUGGCGCUCUUCUGCGGCUGCGGACACGUGGCUCUGACAGGAACCCUCACCAUCCUGGAAAACCACUUCUCCAAGAUCACCACGGACCAUGCCAUGCUGACGGACAUAAUCCAGCUCAUGCAGUACGUCAUAUACGGCAUCGCCUCCUUCUUCUUCCUGUACGGCAUCAUUCUGCUCGCCGAGGGAUUCUAUACCACCAGUGCCGUCAAGGAGCUUCACAAUGAGUUCAAGACCACCGUCUGCGGACGCUGCAUCAGUGGAAUGUUUGUGUUCCUGACGUACAUCCUGGGAAUUGCCUGGCUUGGGGUUUUCGGUUUCUCGGCGGUGCCCGUGUUUCUUUUCUACAACAUGUGGUCGACCUGCGCUGCCAUGCGCUCACCGGUGGCCAACCUCACCUCCAUCGAGAGCAUCUGCGUGGACGUGCGUCAGUACGGUAUUAUUCCAUGGAACGCAACACCGGGCAAAGCUUGCGGCUCAACGCUAGGUGAUAUUUGUAACACCAGUGAGUUCUACCUGUCUUACCAUCUGUAUAUUGUCGCCUGCGCUGGAGCAGGAGCGACAGUCAUUGCUCUGCUCAUCUACAUGAUGGCUACCACGUAUAACUUUGCUGUUUUGAAGUUUAAGAGUCGAGAGGACUGCUGCACUAAAUUUUAAUGCAGUUGCAUCAAAGUGCCUAGAAUGAGCAGCCACUGACAAUAUGGACUAAAAUAAUAGAGAUGAAAACAAACGAGAGAAACAUUUCAUUGCUUUUGACAUGUAAUGUGUAAAUAUAGGAUUGUAUACAGAUGUAGCAUUUUCGACGCAGGUGCUGUAAACCUGGACGUGUUGUUAUCGAAAAUUUGCCUUUGUUUCUGCAACCACUAGAAAAGCUUAAUUUGAAGCCUAACAUGAAAUCUCUUUAAAUUCCUCCUACAAUCUCUUUGGCUAAAGUAUUAUUAUCAGUCAGGACAGACGCAGACAGUCAGCGCACACUUGUUCAGAGAAAAGUAUUUUUCCCAUUCAUUUUCUCAAUAGAGAUUCUGGAAAAUUCUUUAUAUUAACUCUCUCUAUAUAUUACCAAUCAAAAGAUUGUUUUUUGAAAGAAAUUAAUACUUUUAUUCAUCAAGGACGCAUUAAAUUGAUCAAAAGUGACAGUAAAGACAUUUAUAAUGUUACAAAAGAUUCUAUUUCAAAUAAAUACUGAACUUUCUGUUCAUCAAAGAAUCCUGAAAAAUAAAAUGUAUGAUGGUUUCCACAAAAAUAUGACUGUUUUCAACAUUGAUAAUAAUCAUAAAUGUUUCUUGAUCAUCAAAUCAUCAUAUUAGAAUGAUUUCUGAAGGAUCAUGUGACACUGAAGACUGGAGUAAUGAUGCUGAAAAUUCAGCUUUGAUCACAGGAAUAAAUUACACUUUACUAUAUAUUCACAUAGAAAACAGCUGAUUUACAUUGGAAUAAUAUUUCACAAUUUUUACUGUAUUUUUGAUUAGAUCAGAUCUUUUUAUGAAUUUAAAUUAAAUUUACUUAAAGAAGCAAAUCCCUAACAAAGCUUUAAAAACACAUUAGGUUUUAUUUAAUUCCUCUAUAGAGAAAAUGAAUGUGACUUUUACUUCCAGAACCUGCUGUGCUGUAUUGGGAGAAAUAUAUAGUUUCUAAAGGUCUAAUUUCUCUGAAUUUUGCCAAUUGUGCCGGUGCCAGUGAGCCCUCCAGUGUUUUAAUGGUGUUUUCUUCCUUCGAACAUGUUUACAGUUGUCAGUGUUGUUUUUAUCAUUUCUAUUCAUUUGUUUUAAGCAGUAUUAUGAAGAUUGUUGGUAUUUUUAAUCUUUAUGGAGUUAUUUUAAACACAAACCUGUCAAAAUACAAAUAAAUAACAAUUUUAAAUUCUGGAAAACAUUAAUAUUUAGUUGCAUUAUCUUUAAGAUCAGAUUUCGUUCAAAACUGCAUCUUUAUUAUUAGAACACACUACGGCAGAUCUUGUCAUGUAUUAUUAUAUGAUUUGCUCAUCAUAACACUUUCUGCUUUAAUAUUAAUAAACAAAAACAUGCUGUCAUUAGGAACAACCUAUGUGUCCUUUGAUUUAAGGUCAUUACUAAAAACUUUAUAUGAGAAAAUUACGAUGAUAAUUGUAGCUCAUGAUCAGAAGAAGCACAUGGGAUUGUGCCAAAUGAUUGAUUAUGUGAAUUUAACUUUUGAAAGGUAGCAGAUACAUUAAUGUACAGCUAAACCAGCUAGAAACCGUCCUAAAAGUCUUUUAAAACUCAAGGGGUCAUGACAUGGAUUUUUAAAAAUUAUUUUAAUAUGUUCCUUGAGGUUCACUUAUAAUGUUAACACAAAAACAAACAAACAAACAAAUAUAUAUGCGGAAAAAUUGUUUUCUAUCCUCAUUCUGACCCUCUGUCUGAAAUGAUCUGUUUUUAAGACGUGGCUCCUUUAAGGCUUGUCAGUAUGCUGAUAGUGGGCGGGGUCUAUGGUGUCAGUGGGCGGGGCCUAUGGUGUGAUGACAUAACUAUUUGUUGAUGUCUUGCUCUGGAGGCGGGCAUAUGCAAAUGUGUUUGCCCAUGUGACAUCACAGAUUCCACAAUACAAACACAAGCUGUUUUUGGAGGUUGAUUAAAUAAAUGCUGAUAAUAUAAGGAUGAUUUUUUUAAGCUCUGAAACUUGCAGGAUGUUUUAAUGGUACAAAGACCUCUUUUAUGUCAAAAGAUCAAGGCAAAUUUGAUCUCUCAUGUCAUGACCCUUUUAAACCUCUAUUAAAAACUAGCUAAUUUCUAGUAGCAAAGCAAUGCAGUAGCAGGAAUUUACCUGCAUUUCAAAUAUGGCUCAUCCAAUCAGGAUUUACCUGUUUAACAUGUGGGUUAGUGUUAGUUGUUAUUUCUUUGUAAUAUGCAUUAUGUCACAAAGUCAAGUGACGUGACGCUGCUUGUAUCGCAGGUUCACAUGCGUAUGUUAUUUUCAAACCGAGAUCCAGCAUUGAAUUAACAGUCAGAUUGCAUGCUUCCUUCUACAUGAUUUAUUAAAUAUUCCUCUGAGAUUCUGGUGGCUGUAGUUUUUCCUUUAUAAAAAAUAAACCUGCUUUGUGUACAAAA